Messenger RNA from Oryzias latipes (Japanese medaka), 2389 nucleotides. It is a transcript of the gene btr12, whose product is annotated as bloodthirsty-related gene family, member 12. The record is from RefSeq and is a predicted model, not a curated record. NCBI's taxonomy places the organism in Eukaryota, Metazoa, Chordata, Actinopteri, Beloniformes, Adrianichthyidae. Gene Ontology annotation, molecular function: zinc ion binding; protein binding.
CCCUCUCAGAGUGGGAGGAGCCCUCCGAGUUUCAGGAAGAGCUGAGCACCUGUUGGAGUGAGAGUCACAUCAGAGAGGAGGAAGAAGAGAGCUUUCUGCCACAGACAAACAUGAGUAUCCGCUCUACAGGAGUCCUCUCGGAGGACCAGUUCACCUGCUCCAUCUGUCUGGAGGUGUUCUUGGAGCCCGUCUCCACACCCUGCGGCCACAGCUUCUGCAAGGCCUGCCUUCAGGGCUACUGGAACCACAGCAAGAAGUUCCUGUGCCCCAUGUGCAAGAAGGCCUACAACAGGAGGCCGGAGAUGAGCGUCAACCGGGUUCUGGCCGAAAUAUGCUCCCAGUUCCAGGGCCUGACGGUUGCGGGAGGUUCUGCGGGGAGCCCGUCACAGAAGGGCUCCAUAAAUGCAGGCUCAGAUGCGGGUCACAGUGACACUGCAGGGCCGGAUACCGGCGAGUUUGCCCAGCCUGGAGAGGUUCCCUGUGAUGCCUGCAUUGGAAGGAAGUUGAAGGCGCUGAAGUCCUGUGUGAACUGUGCCGGAUCUUUCUGUGACUCUCACCUGAGACAUCACAAGAAGGUCAAGACUCUCCACUCACACCGUCUGAUCGAGCCCACCUUCAACCUAGCCGAGAAGAUCUGCAAGAAACAUGAGCGUCUUCUGGAUCUGUACUGCCGCACGGACCACAUCUGCAUCUGCAGCACCUGCGCUGAGGCCUCGCACAAGUCCCACGACAUGACCUCCAUCGACCACGAGUACAAGAAGAAGACGAGUAAUCUGGGAAAGAAGCGGUCCGAGCUGAAGCAUCUGAUCAAGGAAAGAUCUAAGAAAUUGGAGGAGAUCAAACAGUCCAUCAAAGUCAUAAAGGCCAGCGCUCAGAAGGAGCUGGAGGACAGCUGGCAGGUGUACGCCGACCUGCAACGGCUGGUGGAGCAGAGCCAGGCGGAGCUGGUGGAGCUGAUUUCCACGAGGCAGCGGGAGGCGGAGCGCCACGCUCAGGAGCUGGCUAGAGGGCUGGAAAAUGAACUGAGCCAGCUGAAGAGGAGGAGCCAGGAGUUGGAGGCCCACGCUCACACCAAGGACAAAGUGGUUUUCCUUCAGAACAUCACAACGUUAUCGCCUUCACCAGAGCACACCGACUGGUCAUCGGUCAGCAUCAACACCGACCUCUACCUGGGAACCCUCCGCACCUCCGUCAGCAGCCUGGUGGACAAGUUCCAGGAGGAGCUGAAGCUCCUGUACGGGAAAGAGCUCCGGAAGGUGCAGAACUAUGCAGGUGAGGUGAUUCUUGACCCCAUCACCGCUCAGAAGAACCUGGUGGUGUCAGAGGACGGCCAGCAGGUGAAAUAUGAUGAGCGUAAGGUUCCCCACUCCGACGGUCCCAAUCGCUUCAGCCCGGCUCUCUUCAUCCUGGCUCGAGAGGGCUUCAGCUCAGGGCGCCACUACUGGGAGGUGGACGUGGCGCGCAAGACCGCAUGGACACUCGGAGUGGCCCGGGGCUCAGCACGUCGAAAGGGCGAGAUCAAGCUGUGUCCCGAGGGAGGUUACUGGUGCCUGUGGCUGAAGGACGGGGAGGUGAAAGCCCUGGCAGCCUCCCGCCUGCCACUCAUGCUGCCGUUCCAUCCCAGCAAAGUGGGAAUCUUCCUGGAUUAUGAAGCCGGACAGGUUUCCUUCUACGACGUGAAAGCGCGCCAGCACCUGUACACGUUCAUGGACAAAUUCAACGAGAGCGUGUACCCCAUUUUCAGCCCCUGCCUCACCCAUGACGGCAAAAACACAGCUCCACUUGUUCUGACGCACGUGAAGCACAGCUGAGGCCGGAGAACAGAGAGACCAUAGGUUCGGUGUUUUUGAUCAAACAAGUACGCUUGUCUGGGAAAUCUGUCACCUUUUACUCGCUUGUUUGCAAAGCCAAAAAACUUUGGAGAAUGAGCAAAACUCAUUUUGCUCUACUUUCUUAUCACACUGUGGACUGAUGUAAACACUGAAGGCAACCGACCAACUGAAUGUUUAGAAAGUGUAAUAUAUCAGAGGGAUCCAUCGUCUGCGCUUUUGAGCGAUGAAGAAAAUGGGUGAAGAAGCCUGAUGGACACAGGAACUAACUCCAUUAUUAACUCUAAUAGUCCUAACUUUUGAAGAAAACUUUACUUUUGCCAUGUUUUUCUACUGUGUAAGAUUUUAUUUAGCUGCAGCUGUCAGGCUCUUGGUCAACGCAGACACCCAUACAGGUGUCUAGAGCUCUGCAGGAGAAACCAGAGGAGCGGCUGCGGCUCGUCUUUGUGAAGGGCUUUUUUUCUAUACUUAUGGAUGUGGAUGUUUUUAUAUGAAGGAAUAAAUACUGUAGAAACUCACUGAAAUUCAUCAAUAAAGUUUAUCUAUUAGGAUGUGUCAUG